AUGAAGUUCGCAACCUCUGUUGUUUUGGCAUCUGCCUUUUUGCUGCAAGAUUCAUUGACNAUUGAAGAACGCGCUACCGCUACUCCUGUCAAGAAUACUGGCAAGCGUGGCCUGUCCUUCAACAACCCCGCUUACACCAUGCCGUUCUCGCUGUCUGGUCAAAACUCCCAAGUCUCUUGGGCCUACAAUUGGUACCAGACACCUGGUAGCGGCUUCAACCCUGCGCUCGAAUAUGUUCCCAUGCUUUGGAGCAAUGCAUCCGACCUUACUGGACAAUGGGCUAGCAAUGCACAGGCUGCCAUCAAUUCUGGCAGUAAAUAUCUCCUCGGCUUCAACGAGCCCGAUCUCUGUCUUCCUGGUGCUGGAUCAUCUUGUAUCGAAAUGCCGUCGGCUGUCAAGGCCUGGAAGCAGUACAUGGAGCCCUUUGCAGGUAAAGCUCUUCUCGGUUCGCCAGCCGUAACCAAUGGCGGCUCGCCUCUGGGACUCACCUGGCUCCAAAACUUCAUGGGCAACUGCACUGGUUGCCACAUUGACUUCAUCAACAUCCACUGGUACUCGAACAAGUGGGCCGGAGCCAAUUACUUCAAGCAGCAGGUUCAGGCUGCUCAUGCCAUGUCCGGUGGCCGGCCCGUCUGGAUCACCGAGUUUGGCCUUGACAACAGCACGCCCUACACAGCCGCCGAACUCCAGUCUUUCCUCGAGGAAGUGAUGGAGUGGAUGGAUGAACAAGAUUACGUGCACCGCUACGCCUACUUUAUGGAUACCACUGGCGCGCUCAUGAACUCGGGCGGUACCGGCAUGAGCGAUCUCGGCAACGUCUACAAUUCUUACCCUGAGGUGAGUUCUGCAUCUUCUUCUGCCCCUGCCUCCUCUGUGACAGCUGUGUUGUCUGCUUCUUCGACUGCAUCGACGGCUGUGCCGUCUGCGGUCUUUUCCUCGUCUGAAUCUGCGAUUUUCGCGACGACAUCGACUUACACAUCUUCUUCAAGGACUACGAGUGCGUCGACUAGUUCAUUGACGAGCAGCAGCAGCAAAAGUUCUGCCGUGUCGUCAAUACUGAGUUCCUCCUCUUCCACCAAAUCUGUCCCCGUGGCGACUCAGACAGCUUCUGAAGCAGCUGGCAUCACGAUCCUCAGCGCGUACUUUGCGGACAAAGAUGUGACUACCGCUGCCACUGCUGCGUUUGUCCAAAACGGUAACUUGGUGAUCAAUACCUAUACCUUGACCUCUGCACUUUCGCUGCAGCAAGAUCCGUGGUGGGGAGUGGUCAAGACCCUCUCGGUCCUCUAUUCGGACGCUGCCAACUACACCCACAUCUUCUCGGAGGCAGAGCAAAGCGGCAUGUAUACCGUUAAUGCCUCUGCUAUCCCUUCUUCGGCACAAACUCCUUCCAUCGCUGCUAGCUAUGGUGCUAGUGUUGAUGUAGUUGGUGUGGUGUGGGGAAAGCAGCAAAUCAAGACCGCGAGUGUGUUUGGCAGGAUAUACUAUCAGCAAGCCACCAAAUGGGGGUUUGAGAUGAGUACACAGCUGUUUGGUGUCGAUGGACUCUGGGGAAAUGAAAAAGUUGGUAUCGUCUGGUAUAGAGAUGCAAGCAAGGUGUUGAAGUCGUUGGUUGCGAGAGAGGGUCAGUGGGUCAAGUUUUAG
Messenger RNA from Aureobasidium uvarum, 1644 nucleotides. The record is from the annotation of a GenBank genome assembly. Lineage: Eukaryota; Fungi; Ascomycota; Dothideomycetes; Dothideales; Saccotheciaceae.